AUGAAGCAAACACUAGCCUUGGCCUUAUCCUUGGCGGCAUUAUGUCGUACAGCUCCAGCAGGUCUAGGCCUUAGCUUCGAUAAGCGAGCGGGCUCCCUGCCUACCUUGAAAUUACCAUAUGCGACAUACCAGGCCGCCAACUACAACCCCGAUGGCGACAUCUACACCUUCAAAAACAUCCGCUUCGCCGCCCCGCCCGUCGGAGAUCUUCGAUGGGCUAAACCAGCUGCGCCGGAGACGGAGACCGAAGUCCAAGAUGGCUCUUACGGCCCCAUUUGUAUCCAAGCACCUCUGAAAGGGCCUCAAUUGACGGGACCUGGCGCCAGCAGUCCGGUUGGGGAGGCUGCGAAUCAAUUUCUGGCGGGGAUACCAGUCCCGUACUUUGCCAAUGCUAGUGAAGAUUGUCUGUUCUUGGAUAUCUACGUUCCAGCCGCAGCCGUGGAGAACCCAUCGGUGAAGCUACCGGUCGUAUCUUGGUUCUAUGGAGGAGCCUACAUCUUUGGAGGCAAAGAUUCUUUUGGAGACAUACUGCCAUUGUACGAUGGGACCGGUAUACUACAGGAGUCAGGCGGGAAUGUUAUUUUUGUCGCGAGUAAUUACCGGCUCGGCGCCUACGGCUGGCUCGCCGGUACGACGAUGGAAUCUGACGGCCUCCCGAAUGCCGGCCUCUACGACCAACGCGCUGCCCUCCAAUGGAUCCAGUCUUACAUCUCCCUUGUAGGCGGCGACCCAACCCAAGUAUCUGCUUGGGGCGAAUCAGCCGGUGCAGGCUCCAUAUUGCACCAUCUCGUCUCCUUUGGCGGAAGCCAAGAUCCUCUGUUCAGCAAAGCAGUAAUGCAGAGCCCAGCUUUUCAAUUCUUAUUUGACCGCAAAGGAGGUUUGGAGCAGACAUUCCAGAAUUUUACGACGUUAGCUGGAUGCGCUGGUCAAGGCCUUGCUUGUCUGAGGGCUGCGAGCGCGGAGACUUUGCAGAGCGCUAAUACGAAAUUGAACGAGCAGGGCCCCGAGGGGACUUUUGCUGUUGGGCCGGCUGCUGAUGGGAGUUUGAUUCGGCAGUUGGCUGUGCUGGAAUACGCAUCAGGGAACUUUUACAAAGACAUCGACUCGUUGAUCCUGAGCCACGUCUCCGAUGAAGCCUUCAUAUUCGUCCCGUCGGACGUGACAACCGACGCCCAGUUCUCAACCUUCGUCUCUGAAGUCUUUCCACCUUACGGGCAAAGUGCUGGCGUGAACGCUGUGAUCGAAGCACGCUACCCGCCCGUCAUGAGCGGAAGCUCUAAUUACACUACCGAGUUCGACCGCACCAAAGCUUUGUUGGCCGAUAGUUCGUUCCAAUGCAACGUCCGCUACCUCAGCGAUGCGUACAACGGGAUCAACUACAACCUUCAAUAUUCAGUCACGCCAGGCUUCCACGGUACAGAUCUCCUUCCCACAUUCUACGACCUCAACGUAGACUUGACAGCUCUCGGCGACAAUGCACCAUUCCCGCUCAUCCCCGGCUUUGGUUCCUUCGCACAAACUUAUCAAUCCUACAUCGUGUCACAUGCGAGAAGUGGAGAUCCGAAUACCUAUGCCAAGCUGCUUAAUAUACCGCCCGCGAUCAACUGGCCUAAAGCUGGGAGUAGCAACGCUGAUGUGUUGACAAACGUUUUGAAUGCGGGAGAUUUGGGCUUUAGUGUGAUUAGUGAUAGUGAGACGACGGAGAGUGUAUGCGGAUUUUGGAGGGAGGUGGCCGCUGCAGUUACCAAUUUAGGCGGCUAUGCGCCUCCAGGAAGCGUUGUGACGAGUACGAUUGUGCCUGUUGCGGGCGACUCGUCUGCUAAUUACUAA
Molecule: messenger RNA, 1830 nt
Organism: Letharia columbiana
Lineage: Eukaryota; Fungi; Ascomycota; Lecanoromycetes; Lecanorales; Parmeliaceae
Exons: 5
Coding region: 1-1830 (609 amino acids)
Source: RefSeq, a predicted model, not a curated record